AAUUUCUGGAGCAUUCCAGAUUUAUUUCUUCCUCUGUUCCCCCACCGUAGCUGUUCUCUAGACUGUUUCCGUGCUUGCCUAGCCUGCUUUACCAGCUCUCCCAGUCGCACACGUAGUUGAAAAGUCGCCUCGAGCCUGUUUCACCGGGAGAGAGCAGCCAGUUUCUUAUUAGUGUCUGAGCCCUGCGUGCUGAGCUAAUCUCUUUGGCAUCAGGACGGUGCCUUAUCCCACACAAGCAAUGGAGGCUUUAGCAUGCAGCGUCGCAGUGCCUCUGGCCGUUCCUACGGCGGCUGCUCCAGCUUCUAUGGCCGUCCGCAGACACGAAGCUUCAAAGCAUACACUUCUACGCCAUGGAUGCGAUGCGUUAUCGCAGCUUUCCCGAACAUCCCCUCGUUUGUCCUCGCAAAGGAGCCGCGUGGUGGUGCACGCAGCAACCGAAGGCGAUGAAGCGGGAGCCCCGGCGCCGGCUGCACCGACGGCCACUGCACCGGCGACGGCGGAAGACCCCCUGGCGUACAAGCACCUGCUUCUCCCCAUCAUGGACCGGAAUCCGUUCCUCAACGAAUCCACACGACAGGCUAUCGCCACGGCAACCGCCAUGGCCAAGAGGGGCAGUGCUGACAUCACCGUCGUCGUGAUCGACGAGGACCAGUCGGAGACCAUCGACCAGCACAACCAGCGCCUCGAGAGCAUCCGCUUCCACCUUGCAGAAGGUGGCUUCUCGGACUUCUCGCUGCUGGAGCGGCUGGGCGAGGGCAAGAUGCCGGCGGCGGUGGUGGGGGAGAUCGCGGACGACCUGGAGCUGGACCUGGUGGUGAUGAGCAUGGAGGCCAUCCACCACAAGCACGUCGACAGCAACCUGCUCGCCGAAUUCGUGCCCUGCCCUGUGCUCCUGCUCCCGCUCUAGCUUCUCCGUGCCUUCUCCGUGGCUUCUGCGUGCCGUGGUGGGAUGGGGGUGUUUUAGGCGGAGCCUUAGCCAGGAGUAGUGUAGCAACAUGCCUUGUUUUUGUGUCGAAGGGUUUACUGUUGAGUAUUUCGUGCCGUGGCUGUGAAAGUGAAUGCUAUUGCCAGGGAGGGGAUAGUUGGUUGGGUUGAAUCUGGUCACUUACACUACUACGUACCGGUAGAUGUAUACUUCUGUUCAGGAGAACAAUACACCUGGUAAAAUCAACUUCAGGA
This is a messenger RNA of Closterium sp. NIES-67, 1179 nucleotides long. The record is from the annotation of a GenBank genome assembly. NCBI's taxonomy places the organism in Eukaryota, Viridiplantae, Streptophyta, Zygnematophyceae, Desmidiales, Closteriaceae.